Lytechinus variegatus (green sea urchin) is the source of this 1636-nucleotide messenger RNA. Its product is annotated as cytochrome P450 2J2-like. Gene Ontology annotation, cellular component: intracellular membrane-bounded organelle; cytoplasm. The transcript is spliced from 4 exons. Gene Ontology annotation, biological process: xenobiotic metabolic process. The coding region runs from base 59 to 1513 and encodes 484 amino acids. The record is from RefSeq and is a predicted model, not a curated record. Lineage: Eukaryota; Metazoa; Echinodermata; Echinoidea; Temnopleuroida; Toxopneustidae. Gene Ontology annotation, molecular function: iron ion binding; heme binding; oxidoreductase activity, acting on paired donors, with incorporation or reduction of molecular oxygen, reduced flavin or flavoprotein as one donor, and incorporation of one atom of oxygen.
GAUCGUCGAAACUGCAACGUUCGGUCGCCAUUCGGUUUGCUGUUCAUCAAAUAUUAAGAUGUUUGACCCUUCAGUUACAUCUGUAUUCCUCGGUGCUUUGGUGUUUCUUCUGGUCUUCUGGUUAGCCCGGAAACCGAAGAAUCUCCCGCCAGGACCUUGGUCGCUCCCGAUCAUUGGUUACCAAUUCGGACCUGGCCUAAUCCAUGAAGCCUUUGUAGAUCUGGCCAAGAGGUAUGGUCCAAUUUUCAGUGUUCGGAGGGGUGCGUUUCUUUUCGUUGUCUUAAAUGACAAGGAAAGUGUUAUACAAGCGCUGGUCAAGUCAGGGGAAUUCACCUCAGAUCGGUUUGUACUAGGACAUUUCAAAUGGUCAAUUCCCAGAGCAGAGAAUGAUGCUUCCAUUGCGUGGAGUAAUGGGAAAUCUUGGUCUAACUUACGUAGGUUCGCCCUUCCUGCCCUGCGCUCCUUUGGAUUCGGGAAACAAAGCAUGGUACCCCAGAUCAACCUUGAGGCACGGUACCUUGCUGAGGAAAUCAGGAAUCGUCGAGGGGAACCCACGGACUUGGCAUUCUUGCUCUCUAAGGCCACUGCGAAUGUCAUUUGUCAGCUGUUAUUUAGUAGAAGAUAUGAAUACGAAGAUGCAGCAUUCAGGAAAGCGGUGGACGCCUUGGAAACGACUCUCUCCGUAAUACCAGAGACCGACCCAGUCAACAUCUUUCAAACACUCAUAAAUCUCCCCAUCCCAAGAUAUAAAAGCUACCGUGAAGCCACGUUCAUAGUUCGAGAUUUCAUCAUGGGUAAUCUAAAAAGUCACAGAGAAACCUUCCAGGCAGAGAAUAUCCGGGACUUCACCGACGUAUACUUAAGUGACGACAUCUCGAAGGAGUUCGAGUUUGAUUGCUUCUGGAGAGUCAUGCUUGAUUUGUUUGGAGGUGGUACGGAUACGACAGCGGUGGUUACCUCGUGGAUAAUUCUUUACCUGGCGGUUCAUCCAGACGUUCAAAGAAAGGUACAGGCUGAACUGGAUGCGGUUGUUGGGCGUGGCCGUCAACCAACUACCAGGGACCGUCAAGACCUGCCCUACUGCGACGCUACUUUGCACGAAGUCAUGCGGAUUCGGCCAAUUCUACCAAUCUCGGUUCCCCACAUGACUUCUGACGACGUUUCCUUGGGAGGUUAUUCGAUUCCUAAAGGAUCUAUCAUUGUUCCGAACCUGUGGGCUGUUCAUCAUGAUCCCAGGGAAUGGAACGAUCCGGAAGAAUUCAACCCAGACCGAUUUCUAAGCGAGGAUGGGAAAGUAUUUCAGAAGAAUGAUGCUUGGAUGCCAUUCAGUGUUGGUCGCCGUGAUUGCGUGGGUAGUCAGCUGGCUAAAAUGGAAAGCUUUCUCCUUUUCACCAAUCUCUUCCAGCAGUUUGAAUUCAGGCUUCCACCUAACGAUCCUACCCCUAGCCUUCACGGUGAUAUCGGGAUCACUAUGAACCCAAUAGCUUUCAGGAUCUGUGCAGUAGAACGCUAAAUUAGUAGGCAAAGCGGUACCCAAAACAUGGCCAUGUGAUUUUUAUUUGGGGUGCUGGUUUGGAAGAAAACUUUGACAAACAAAAAAAUUGAAAAGAAAAACAUGUUCAACAGCUUUGGCAAC